Molecule: messenger RNA, 1532 nt
Organism: Alternaria alternata
Lineage: Eukaryota; Fungi; Ascomycota; Dothideomycetes; Pleosporales; Pleosporaceae
Product: dibenzothiophene desulfurization enzyme A
Exons: 6
Coding region: 51-1532 (493 amino acids)
Molecular function (GO): monooxygenase activity; oxidoreductase activity, acting on paired donors, with incorporation or reduction of molecular oxygen
Source: RefSeq, a predicted model, not a curated record
UUCCGCACGACGCCAUUCGAUGCAACGCGAAGACACAACCUAUAGCGACAAUGGCAAAAAGAGUUCGAGAAAAUGGCAAUGGGGAUGCGAAAAACGCAAAGCCGAAGAUUGGUGUGGGCAAGAAGCUAAUCAUCAAUGCCUUCGUUGAGAUGUGUAGUGGCCAUCAGUCGCCAGGCUUGUGGAGACAUCCUGACGAUCAUUCGCAUGAGUUCAACGAUGUCGAGCACUGGGUAGAGCUUGCGAAGCUGCUCGAGAAAGCCAAAAUCCAUGGCAUCUUUGUGGCCGACGUGCUUGGUGGAUAUGAUGUUUACAACGGCAAUCUUGAUGCUGCAAAAAUAUCAGGAGCACAAUGGCCAGUCAACGAGCCUUUGGCUGUUGUAAGCGCAAUGGCUGCAGUGACCAAGAGCAUUGGAUUCGGUGUGACUGUUUCGACAACAUAUGAACAGCCAUAUCAUCUUGCUCGGAGGCUAUCGACUAUCGAUCAUCUUUCCAAGGGGAGACUCGGUUGGAAUAUCGUGACAAGCUAUCUUGACUCCGCCGCACGUAAUAUGGGUAUGAGAGAGCAAUUACCGCACGACGAGCGCUACGCCCAGGCUGAGGAAUACGUAAAAGUCAUGUACAAGCUCCUGGAAUCAUCUUGGAGAGAUGAUGCAGUUGUUUUGGAUCGGAAGAAGGGCGUAUAUACGGUGCCUGAUCGAGUGCGCGAGAUCAACCACGAAGGGAAGUAUUUCAGUGUGCCCGGUCCUCAUAUUUGCCAACCUAGCCCACAACGCACACCUCUGAUUCUCCAGGCGGGUGCAUCGAAAGCAGGUAAGAGCUUUGCAGCUCAGAAUGCAGAAGCAAUCUUUGUUUCCGCUCAUGCGCCGGAGGUCUGUGCAAAGAAUGUCGCAGAGAUCCGACAGAUUGCUUCAUCACAAUUCGGUCGGGAUGGAAAGAACAUCAAAUUCCUUGCUCUUGUAACUCCUAUCAUCGGUCGCACCGAAGAAGAGGCCCAGGCCAAGCUUGCAGAUUAUCGAAAAUAUGCGUCUUUGGACGGUGCGCUGGCGCUGUUUUGUGGUUGGACUGGGAUUGACCUUGGGAAGUAUGGAGACGACGAGGAACUGCGACACGUGGAGAGCAAUGCUGUGCGGUCUACUGUUGAGGGCUAUGCUCGCUUUUCCCCUGGAACCUCGAAAUGGACGAAACACACAGUUGCGGAACACGUGAGCAUCGGCGGAAAUGGACCUAUUCUUGUUGGUACACCAUCGCAGGUGGCAGAUGGACUGCAAAUUUGGAUUGACGAAGCUGACAUCGACGGUUUCAACGUGGCGUACGCGCUCUUCCCACAGUCCUUCAAGGACGUCAUUGAGUUGUUACUUCCAGAGCUCAAAAAGCGGGGGUUAUUCUGGGAUGACUACGCUGUGCCCGGUGGCACUUAUCGGGAAAAUUUCUACGCGAAGAAGGGACAGAAGGGACCGCUCGAAGAGCACGUGGCAUCGACGUAUCGCUGGAAAGCUGGAGUUGAUGCUAAAGACCAUAUUAUUCCACAGUAA